ACUACCGCUGUUCACACACAUUUAUACACAUAAAGCGACUUAUAGUGUGACUAUAAUAAUGUUAAAACGCUCCAUAAUCUCAGCGUUUUGGAAAACUAAGGUGGAUCCAAAUGCGCCCAAAAGUUUUGUGCGUAUUCCACAAAAGAAGCCCUACGUCGUCAACCUGGAGGCAGGUCGCAAGUACCUCUGGUGCUCAUGUGGCCUUAGUGAAAAACAGCCGUUCUGUGAUCAAUCACACAAAGCAUACAACAAAAAGUGGAACACCAAAUUAAAACCAGUGGAGUUCACUGUGAAGAAAAACAAACGUCACAUGCUUUGUGGAUGUAAACAUACACAGAAUCAACCAUUCUGUGAUUUCUCGCACCCAGGUGUCAUCUUCCGCACUGCGGUUGGCCUUGAAAAGGAACCGAUUCCAUGUAAAAUCCCUAACAAAGAAAAGCACUAAAAAAGAAAGUGGGGAUAAUAAUGGAAAAGGACGAAAGAUGGUUUUUAAAAUUAGACUAAUAUUGCUUAGUAACCCCUUCUAUUAUGGACCCUAUUUACACUCUUUCAAAAAAAACUAGAUAGAUUGUGCGCUAUAAAAAUACCUUGUCUGUUGUACACCUUUUUUUUCUAUGGUUAUCAGCUAGGUAAUAAUUUUUUACUUUGAAAUGAUAUGAUUAUGGUUUUUUAUGAAGGAAAAGUAAAGCUGUCAAAAAAAUUGUAUUAUAGGUGCUUAUUUUUACCUUUGGUCGCGCACUAUGAAUUAGACCCCUUCUUGAGAAUACAUCCUUCCCUUUUGAUGUCAAAAAGUAGGGGUCAUUAUUUUAAUAUUCCUAAAAAAAAAGGUGUUACAUAGAGAAAACAGUAUUUAUAGGAAACUAAAAUCUAAUAUAAUAUAACUCCCCUUCUUAUAUGAAAUAGUUGCAAUGUAUUCACACUUAUCUACACUUAUUGGAAAAAUAUUAUGAAAUAUUAUGUUACAUCUAAAGAGGUACAUUAUCACCUUUCCAAUGAAAAAAGGUCGCUUUAUUGUUGAGACACUCGCACCGCAAUAGUAAAAAUACUAAAGGAAUAAUAUACACAAAUUUCCUAUCGAAUAUUUUAUUUACUAGGUUUUUCCUUACACAAAAAA
Molecule: messenger RNA, 1114 nt
Organism: Phytomonas sp. Hart1
Lineage: Eukaryota; Euglenozoa; Kinetoplastea; Trypanosomatida; Trypanosomatidae
Source: the annotation of a GenBank genome assembly